This is a messenger RNA of Equus quagga, 4952 nucleotides long. It is a transcript of the gene NLRP1, whose product is annotated as NLR family pyrin domain containing 1. Gene Ontology annotation, cellular component: canonical inflammasome complex. The transcript is spliced from 17 exons. Gene Ontology annotation, biological process: regulation of apoptotic process; inflammatory response; innate immune response. Gene Ontology annotation, molecular function: protein binding. The record is from RefSeq and is a predicted model, not a curated record. NCBI's taxonomy places the organism in Eukaryota, Metazoa, Chordata, Mammalia, Perissodactyla, Equidae. Bases 104 to 4531 code for a protein of 1475 amino acids.
AGAGGUCUGAGGAGACCUGGGAGUCGGCAGGCCUGAGCUCACCCCUGGGCUCUAAAAGCCCACCGUCUUCUCCGCCUCUCCCCCAACCCCUCCUCCUGUCAGCAUGGCAGCUCAAGACUUGGUCCCAGGAGUCCAGGCCCAGGAGACAGAAGACUCGGAGGAGCACAGAACAGCCCCCCUAGCCCUGGCAGAGAUGUCCGGUGGAGCCGAGCUGCAAUGGCCCUGGUACUUGGAGUCAAGGGAAAAGGAGGAGCCGAAGGAGUUCCAGCUUUGGCUGUGUGAUGCACACUCCGGGCACUCUCCCGGUGAGACUGUGGCUCAAGUAGAGGCCAGUGGCCCGGAGGUGGCCUCACGCCUGGUGGCUCUGUAUGGGCAGCGGCAGGCCUGGGACCUGCCCCUCCUCACCCAGAGGAGGAUGGACCUGAGCAGGGUGAGCAUCCGGGCCCACAGAGAGGCAGCCUCCAUACCAAUCCAAGUUUCCUCACUCCAUGUCUCCCCGGGUAAACCCAACCUGGAGUUCUCCAGUGCGCCCAGCUCCACCAUGGUGCUGGGGCACCGGGUCCCUGAGGCCCCGGGGCUCCUCCAAGACUCACAGAGAAAGAAUCUGAGACACUUGCCUGGCACAUCUGGACACACCUGGAAAGAAAACCCACCCUCAUUCCCUUUCCAAGAUUUUCCAUACUCCCCAGUCUGUGAGUCACCAAGCCAGGAGUCACCCAAUGCCCCCACGUCCACAGCGGUGCUAGGGGGCUGGGAAUUCCCACCUCAGUCCAUGCUGGCGUGCAGAAAGCAGGAGCCUCCCAGGACUGCGUGGCCUCUGGCUGAAACAUCGGGAAAACACAGCACAGGAAUCAGAGAAAGAUACCAGAAGCAAUGGAGAGAGACGCCCUGCCCCACACAGUCAAGGCAAAAUGAAGAUUUGCACCAAAAAUUCGUGCAGCUACUACUUCUACACACAUCUGACCCCGGAAGCCAUGAGUCCCUGGUCAGGAGAUGCUGUCCUCACGGGGUGGUAGAGGAGGAAGGACAUUUGAUUGAGAUUGGAGACUUAUUUGGCCCGGGCCUGGGUACCCAGAGAGGGCCUCACACAGUCGUACUGCAUGGGGUUACUGGAAUCGGGAAGUCGACACUGGCCAGACAGGUGAGAGGAGCCUGGGAGGAAGGUCGGCUGUACAGGGACCGCUUCCAGCACGUCUUCUACUUCAACUGCACAGAGCUGGCCCAAUCCAAGCCAGUGAGUCUUGCCAAGCUCGUGGGAGAAGACUGCGCUGCCCCAGCGCCUCCCAUUCGGUCUCAGCAGGAAAAGAUGCUCUUCAUCCUCGAUGGUUUAGAUGAGCCAGAAUUGGUCCUGGAGGAGCAGAGGCCUCUCUGUGAGGACUGGAGCCUACGGCAGCCAGUGCCCAGAGUACUGCACAGUUUGCUGAGGAAAGUCUUACUUCCCGAGGCAUCCUUGCUGGUCACAGCUCGGACCCCAGCUCCACAGAAGUUCAUUCUUUCUUUGGAGCACCCACAUUGGGUGGAAGUCCUUGGAUUCUCCGAGUCCUCCAGGAAGGAAUAUUUCUACAGAUAUUUCACAGAAGAAAGCCAAGCAGUUCAAGCCUUUAGCUUGGUUGAGUCAAACCCAGCCCUCUUGACCCUGUGUCUCGUGCCCUUCGUGUCCUGGAUGGUCUGCACUUGCCUGAAGCAGCAGAUGGAGCGGGGGGAAGAACUCUCACUGACAUCCCAGACCACCACGGCCCUCUGUCUGCACUACCUUUCCCAGGCUCUCCCAGCUCAGCCCCUCAGGACUCAGCUGAGGUGCCUCUGCUCUCUGGCUGCUAAGGGAGUCGGGCAAGGAGAGACCCUGUUCAGUCUGAACGACCUCAGGAAGCACAGGUUAGAUGGGGCCUGCAUCUCCACUCUCCUAAAGAUGGGUCUUCUUCAAAAGCACCCCACCUCUCAGAGAUACAGCUUCAUUCACCCGUUUUUCCAGGGGUUCUUUGCAGCAAUGUCCUAUGCACUGGGGGAUAAGGAGAAAUGUGAUCAUCUUAACAGCACCAGACGUAUAAAAAAGUUGCUAGAAAAAUGUGAGAGGCACGACCCGUUUGGGACACCAACCACACCUUUCCUAUUCGGCCUUUUGAGUGAGCAGGGGAUGAGAAAGAUGGAGCACAUCUUCAGCUGCAAGCUGUCUCAAGAGAGGAAGCGGGACCUACUGCAGAAGGUGGAGGCAGAGGUGUGGCGAGGGCAUCCCUCCCUGCCACCAUACUCGCUGCAGGUGCUCCGCUGUUUGUAUGAGAUUCAGGACGAAGACUUCCUGACGCAGGCAAUGGCCCAUUUCCAAAGAACAAGGAUGUACGUCCGGACCAACUUGGAGCUCCUGGUGUUCACUUUCUGUGUUAAAUUCUGCCACCAUGUGGAGAGGCUUCAGCUGAAUGAGAGUGGACCACACAGACAGGCGUGGAGGCCCUCCAGUGUGGUUCUGUUGAGCCGGGCCCCAGUCACAGAUGCCUGCUGGAAGGUUCUCUUCUCCGUUCUCCAGGUCACUGGGAGCCUGAAGGAGCUGGACCUGAGUGGGAACUUCCUAAGCCUCUCUGCAGUACAGAGUCUUUGUGAGGCCCUGAGACACCCUCGCUGCCACCUACAGACCCUGCGAUUGGCCAGCUGUGGCCUCACAGCUGAAGGCUGCAAGGACCUCGCCUCCGGGCUGAGCGCCAGCCAGACCCUGACGGAGCUGGAGCUGAGCUGCAAUGUGCUCGAGGACGCCGGAGCCAAGCACCUUUGCCAGGGGCUGAGACAGCCGAGCUGCGUGCUGCAGCGACUGCUGCUGGUCAGCUGUGGCCUCACGUCUGGCUUCUGCCAGGACUUGGCCUCCGUGCUGAGUGCCGGCUCCAGGCUCACAGAGCUGGACCUGCAGCAGAACGAGCUGGACGACCUUGGCGUGAAGCUGCUCUGUGAAGGGCUCAGACGUCCUACCUGCCAACUCAUGCUCCUGUGGCUGGACCAGACCCAGCUGAAUGAGGAGGUGACAGAGAUGCUGCGGGCCCUGGAGAAGAACGCUCAGCUGCUCAUCCUCAGCAGAUGGAAGCCGAGUGUGACGACCCCUAACGAAGGCCGGGAUGGAGGAGAGAUGAGUGAAAACAGGUGCUCACUCAAGCGAUCAACCUUGGGAGGGGCCCCUCCAAGGUCCAGCCUUCAAGGGCUGGUGGAGACCAGACAGAAGAACCUAGAGCUGACCAUUGCCCUGCCUGUUCCAGAGAGCAGCUCCCCUCAAGUGGUACAGGUGCAACCCCUCUUUCUGCCUUUUCCUGCCUCUCCAGGGGACCCGCACGUGGAGCCUCUGGAGACCAAAGAUGACUUCUGGGGCCCCAUGGGUCCUGUGGCUACCGAGGUGGUUGACAAAGAGAGGAGUCUGUACCGAGUUCACCUCCCCAUGGCUGGCUCCUACCGCUGGCCCAACACAGGUCUCCAUUUUGUGGUGAGAGGGCCAGUGACCAUCGAGAUUGAAUUCUGUGCCUGGGGCCAAUUCCUGGACAGGACUGUCCCACAGCACAGCUGGAUGGUGGUAGGGCCUCUGUUUGACAUCAAGGCUGAGCCAGGAGCUGUGGCAGCUGUGUACCUCCCUCACUUUGUGGUCCUCCAAGGGGCCCAUGUGGACAUCUCCCUGUUCCAAGUGGCCCACUUUAAAGAGGAGGGGAUGCUCCUGGAGAAGCCGGCCAGGGUGGAGCCAUGUUACGCAGUCCUGGAAAACCCCAGCUUCUCCCCGGUGGGAGUUCUACUGAGAAUGAUCCAUGCUGCCCUGCCCUUCAUUCCCGUCACCUCCACCGUGUUGCUGUACUAUCACUUUCAACCUGAGGAAGUCACCUUCCACCUCUACCUGAUCCCCAACGACUGCACCAUUCGGAAGGCCAUAGACGAUGAAGAAAAGAAGUUCCAGUUUGUGCGAAUACACAAGCCACCCCCGCUGACCCCACUCUACGUGGGCUCCCGCUACACUGUGUCCGGUUCAAAGAAGCUAGAAAUAAUCCCCAAGGAAUUGGAACUCUGUUAUCGGAGCCCUGGGGAAUCCCAGCUCUUCUCUGAGUUCUACAUUGACCAUUUCGGGACAGGGAUCAAGCUGAAAAUGAGAGACAAGAAAGAUGGGACUGUGGUAUGGGAGGCCUUGGUGAAACGAGGAGAUCUCAGACUUACUGCGACUCCGGUCCCUCCAGCCCUGAAAGUCUCACCUUCACACGGACUUGCACCAGCCUCGCUGCACUUCGUGGACCGGUACCGGGAGCAGCUGGUGGCUCGAGUGACAUCGGUGGACCCUGUCCUGGACAAGCUGCAUGGACUGGUGCUGAGCGAAGAGCAGUAUGAGAAAGUGCGGGCUGAGGCCACCACGCCGAGCCAGAUGCGCAAGCUGUUUAGCUUCAGCAAGUCCUGGGACUGGGCCUGCAAAGACAAAUUCUACCAAGCCCUGAAGGAGACCCAUCCUCACCUAAUUGUGGAACUCUGGGAGAAGUGGGGCCAUGGAGGAGAGCUGGGGACUGCCAGCAAGCUCGGCAGCUGAAGUCUCAACACCACUGUGAGUCCUGGCUCGGCCUCACCACUCUUCAGGUCUCCAUUUCUUCAUCUUGAAACAAGGUGUCAUACGAGUUGCCUUCCAACCUUAAAGUUAUGGAGCUUUGAUGACAUCUUUGCUGGGUACCCACCCUGCCUCCCUUGGCUUUCACCUGCCGGCUGUCCAGGUGGGAUGGCAGCAUCUCAGGGAAUGUCCAUCUGGAGCUGGCAGGACUUCUGCAGACCUUGUAGAAGCCUAACCCAAGAGCCUGGUCUGGUGGCCACAGCAGCCAAGCCCAGAGCCCUCCCUGUGCCAUCCAGAUGCCAGGAGGAGCACGGGGGACAUGGGACUAGCCACUUCUGGCUGGAGACAGACAAUGAAAAUGGACACCUUGGGGGUUUUGAAUGGCUUGUGAACAGGGGCAAAAGCA